Molecule: messenger RNA, 2256 nt
Organism: Copidosoma floridanum
Lineage: Eukaryota; Metazoa; Arthropoda; Insecta; Hymenoptera; Encyrtidae
Product: vascular endothelial growth factor receptor 1-like
Biological process (GO): cell surface receptor protein tyrosine kinase signaling pathway; positive regulation of kinase activity; multicellular organism development
Cellular component (GO): signaling receptor complex; plasma membrane
Molecular function (GO): transmembrane receptor protein tyrosine kinase activity; ATP binding
Source: RefSeq, a predicted model, not a curated record
AUGGAGGGUAAACAAAGUAGAAAUGGGACGUAUUCAGAGUUGAAAGUAAGCAUGGAGUCGUUUGGAAAUUAUUUGCAAGAUGGAGUUGACAAUGCGCCUUACGGAAUUAUAGGUCCAGAAGAAGCAUGCAAUGGUGAAAAUAUUACUCUUAUCUGUGCUGCUGUUGAACAUGACACUCUAUCUGUAGCUUGGAUAAAUGACCACUUCCAAAAGAUAACUAAUUCUGAUGGAGUCGACGAUGCGCCUUACGGAAUUAUAGGUCCAGAAGAAGCAUACAAUGGUGAAAAUAUUACUCUUAUCUGUGCUGCUGUUAAACAUAACCAUCUAUCUGUAACUUGGUUAGAUGACCAGUUCCAAGAGAUAACUAAUUCUGCAAAAGAGCAUGUUACUUCGAAGAAGACUAAUUUUACUAUUCGUAAAGAACUUGUGAUCUAUAACAUAAGUCAAUCAGAUGAGAAAGACUAUCACUGCAGUGUUAUGUCUGAUACAAAGUCAACCAAAAUUAUAAGAUACCAUGUUAAUUAUAAACUGUGCAAGGGGCCUUAUUUCAUAAGAGAUAAUAUGAAUUCUAACAGUGCAAUCGUAUUAACAACAGAUGCUCGAAAUAUUAUUUAUUUAUUUUGUUUUGUCGGAGGAUCGCCAAGACCGAACAUAACAUGGUACAAGGAUGAUACACUUUUGAAUCUUUCGGAAGAUCGAUUUAGCCUUGUAUUUAAUGAUCAAAAAUUAAUUAUAAGAUAUCCAGUGGAAGAUGAUAGCGAGGUUAAAGAACGUUAUCUUCAACAUGCAAUGGUAGUUUGUUUCAUCACAAUUCUUAUUUUACUUUCUGUAUACUUUUGUUUAAAAGUACAACAUGAAAAGAUAAUGAGGAAGCAGCUAUCAGAAGUUGGUUUGGCUUAUUUUAAAGAAGGAGCCGUUGAUUUGAUAAAUCCAGAACUAAAAUUCAACGAGCAGGCCGAGUAUCUUCCAUAUGAUGAAAAGUGGGAAUUUUCUAGAGAAAAAUUAAAGUUAGGUGAACAGUUGGGAAGUGGAGCUUUUGGGGUUGUAGUAAAAGCAGAAGCUUUUGGCAUAUGUGCCACAGAGCCUGUUACGAGUGUGGCUGUAAAAAUGGUUCACGAAAAUGCUGAACCAGUUUAUAUCCGUGCUCUUGUAACAGAACUUAAAAUUAUUAUGAAUGUGGGGCAACACUUGAACGUAGUAAAUCUUCUUGGCGCCUGUACAAAAAAUAUAGCAAAACGGGAAUUUUUAGUGAUUCUCGAAUCGUGUGCUUAUGGAAACCUGGAAGACUUUUUGAAAUAUCAUAGAGGAAAUUUCGUAGACCAAAUAAAUCCAUUAACAGGUCAUAUUGAUUCAUCUAUUAAACAAAAAUCCACAAGUGAUGCAAACUUUCCCUUUAACAAGGCUCAGAACUCCAACGAUUCCAUUGAGUUCCGUAGUACCUCGUACUGUGAUGAUUUACAACCAAGUUGGCGUUCUAACUACGAAGGCAAUUAUCAAAACUGGAAUGCUGAAUGCAUCUGCUCCCAUGACCUCCUCUCUUGGGCUUAUCAAGUAGCUCAUGGCAUGGAAUAUCUAUCGAGGAGAAACAUUUUACAUUGUGAUUUGGCUGCCAGAAAUAUUUUGCUAUCUACAAAUAACAUCGUCAAGAUUUGUGACUUUGGUUUGGCCCAGACGUUGUACAAAGACAUCAAUUAUACGAGGCUACACGAUGUAAAAUUGCCGUUCAAGUGGAUGGCCAUCGAAUCCCUCAGGGACGGAGUAUUUUCGACUAAAUCCGACAUUUGGUCAUUUGGUAUUGUGAUCUGGGAGUUUUUUACUCUUGCAGAGACACCAUACUUAGGCAUGCAAGCCUCAGUAGUAUAUCAAAAACUCAUUAACGGAUACAGGAUGGGCCAACCAAGAUAUGCAACAAACUAUCUUUACAAUAUCAUGCUCAACUGCUGGGAAGACGAGCCAACUUUAAGACCAUCAUUCACAAAACUAUCCAAAAAUAUUGGUAUGCUUUUAGAUAAAAGUACGAGAGUGCACUUUGAGAAACUGUACCAAGAGUAUGAGAACAUUAAUAAGGAAGUGGACUUAAUAAGAGAAAAUGAUUAUUCGAAAAAUAUGUCUUCACCAGAUAAGGUUGCUCUUGCCCUGCCUCAACAGAACUAUGAAAAUCGAUUGCUGCAGGUUGAAAACCCUAUGUACUUGUGUUUAAACAAUAAUGACAGGCUUUUAGCUGACACACCGAGGAAGUUUGAUAACUGUUUAUGA